UACAUAGGAGGUUUCUUAUUGUGCUAUUCUGAAUAAAGCUGGAGAAGAGACGUGGUUAUAAGGAAGCUGGGCACUUAAGCAGGAAGAGUCAAGCUUUUUUAUUGCUGGGCUGAGUGUGCUUCCUGCUAUAUAAAUCUCCUCUGGACUGCCCAGCAUAUGAGAGUCCGUUCCCCCCGGAUGAAAGGGAAGGGCCAAUAUCUUACCGUUGACUAGGCCUUCUCUUUAGGGACAGACACAACAGCAGCGUGAAAGGCAGCAAGAAGACACCUUUUGCUGACCCUGAACCAGCAGGACCAUGGCAUACAUGCUGGAGGAAAUAGCGAGACCUUCCCUUUCCACCCUAUCCCUAUGUGCAGGGCUUUGCCUCAUCUUGGUGCUGCUAAAAGUGCUUCAGCUGUAUUGGAAGAAAAAAGAGCUCAUCAAAGCUCUUGAGAGCUUCCCAGGCCCGCCCAGACACUGGCUAUAUGGCCACAACCCUGAGAUCUCUCAAAGUGAAGAAUUAAGCAAGGUGCUGGCUUGGUCUGAAAAAUACUCGUAUGCCUUCACCAGAUGGUUUAGGGGGUUCAUACCUACCUUGGUAAUCAGUGAUCCCGAUUAUGCCAAAACUGUGUUUAGCCGACGAGAUCCAAAGACUGAUCUAGCCUACAAGUUCAUCAUUCCCUGGAUUGGAAAGGGAUUAUUGAUUUUAAGUGGGCCAAAGUGGUUCAAGCAUCGGAGGCUGCUGACUCCAGCAUUUCAUUAUGACAUAUUGAAACCUUACGUGUCAUUGAUUUCAGAUUCUACCAAAGUGAUGCUGGAUAAAUGGGAACAGCUGAUCACACAGAAUAAGUCAGUGGAGCUUUUUGAACACGUCAGUUUGAUGACCCUGGACAGCAUCAUGAAGUGUGCUUUCAGUUAUCAUAACAACUGCCAGACCAACACUGACCUGGACUAUUACAUCAAAGCUGUGUAUGACCUGACCUACCUGGUGUUCCAUAGAAUUAAAUUUUUCCUGCCUAAAAGUGAUUUCCUCUACCAACUCAGUCCCCAGGGACGCCGCUUGCACAAGGCUUGUAAGCUAGCACAUCUCCAUACAGACAAUGUAAUAAAAGAGAGAAAGAAGAUGCUUCAAGAUGAGAGAGAACUUGAAAAGAUCAGGAAGAAGAGACACUUGGAUUUUCUCGACAUUCUUCUCUGUGCCAAGGAUGAAAAUGGAGUUGGAUUAUCUGAUGAGGACCUACGUGCCGAGGUGGACACGUUCAUGUUUGAGGGUCAUGAUACCACGGCCAGUGGGAUCUCCUGGGUGUUAUACUGCAUGGCUCUGUACCCAGAGCACCAGCAAAGAUGCAGGGAAGAGAUCCAGGAGAUUCUGGACGGCCGGGACACAGUUCAGUGGGAGGACCUUGGUAAGAUGACUUAUACCACCAUGUGCAUCAAGGAGACCCUGCGUUUGUACCCACCAGUCCCUGGGGUGGCCCGACAGCUCAGCAAACCCAUCACGUUUAUCGAUGGCCGGAGCUUACCAGAAGGACUAGUGAUUUCAGUGAGCAUUUAUGCCCUCCAUAGGAACCGGAGCAUGUGGAAAGAUCCAGAGGUGUUUGAUCCAAUGAGGUUUUCACCGGAGAACACCUCCCAGCGGCACUCGUAUGCUUUCCUGCCCUUUGCAGCUGGAGCCAGGAACUGCAUCGGGCAGCAGUUUGCCAUGAACGAGAUGAAAGUGGCUCUCGCCCUGACCCUGCUGCGCUUUGAACUCUCCCCCGACCCGGCCAAGCCCCCCAAGCCGGUCCCUCAGCUUGUCCUCAAGUCUCAGACCGGGAUACACCUGUUCUUAAGGAAACUUCCUUGAUACCAUGGAAAGCAGGGAGCAUCACAGGGGCUUCUGCAACAUUCACUUGUUACCAAGGGAGUGCAAGCAAUAUACUUGCUUAGAUGCAUACCCCUGUUCAGCCAGCCCUGGCUAUAAUUUCUCUUUGGCCGCUCGGUGCCAGUUUUCUGUUGCCUCCCCAAAGAUUGGGGGAAGCAAGUCUCAAGGGAAGAGAACGCACAUUCUGACCAUGACAAUAAAAAAAAGCCACAGACUCGCC
This is a messenger RNA of Alligator sinensis (Chinese alligator), 2063 nucleotides long. Its product is annotated as cytochrome P450 4B1-like. Bases 296 to 1825 code for a protein of 509 amino acids. The transcript is spliced from 12 exons. Lineage: Eukaryota; Metazoa; Chordata; Crocodylia; Alligatoridae. The record is from RefSeq and is a predicted model, not a curated record. Gene Ontology annotation, molecular function: iron ion binding; oxidoreductase activity, acting on paired donors, with incorporation or reduction of molecular oxygen; monooxygenase activity.